Molecule: messenger RNA, 213 nt
Organism: Suhomyces tanzawaensis NRRL Y-17324
Lineage: Eukaryota; Fungi; Ascomycota; Pichiomycetes; Serinales; Debaryomycetaceae
Exons: 1
Source: RefSeq, a predicted model, not a curated record
UCGCUCCAGGAGUUUGUGUUUCGCCAGAGAAUCAGACUGAUCUACAGAGACUUGGCCCGAAUCGUGUAUCGAUCCCAUGAGAAGGACGAGUUGAUGAGAUUUGUACGGGACGAGUUCCGAAUGAACUCGUUGGAGACAGACAUCAACCACCGUCGAUACUUGUUAAACUUGGGAAUCUCGCGUAUCAACGAUAUGAUCAGGGUCAUGGGCAUC